Molecule: messenger RNA, 621 nt
Organism: Leptopilina boulardi
Lineage: Eukaryota; Metazoa; Arthropoda; Insecta; Hymenoptera; Figitidae
Product: piggyBac transposable element-derived protein 4-like
Exons: 1
Coding region: 1-621 (206 amino acids)
Source: RefSeq, a predicted model, not a curated record
AUGACUUCAUCCACAGGCCUCCAGUGGAUCAAAUGGAUGGAUAAAAAACUCGUUUAUUUUUUAUCCAAUUACCAUGAUCCAUCUGAAACGACUAUCGUCAACCGCAAGCAAAAAGAUGGAUCAUUGCUAGCUGUAAAUUGUCCAGUUGUAGCUUCUGACUAUAACAAACACAUGGGAUAUGUUGAUUAUUCAGACAGACUAGUAGCAACUUAUAAAAUUGACCGCAAGUCAAAAAGAUGGUGGUUGCGUUUAUUUUGGUACUUUGUAGACGUAACGGUAGUAAAUUCAUUUAUUAUUUUCAAAAAUGAAAAUUCUCAGUCUACUUUGACUCUGAAGGAAUUUCGUCUACAACUGGUAGAAAAAUUGGUUGCUCAGGCAAAGCCAGCACCGAGAGGCCGAAAACGAAAACAGCGAACAGUAAACGCACAUAAGCCGAAGGUAUCUCUCACAAAAAGGCAGUCUGAAUCGGCUCAUAUGCCUGAGAACUUGGGUGACUUUAGACGUUGUGCCAAUUGCAGUACUCGAGAGAAACCCAAGAGAACUGCUUGGGUUUGUUCUACUUGCGAUGUACCACUAUGCUUAUCCUCGUCACAAAAUUGUUUUUUGGAAUAUCACAAAUAG